Manihot esculenta (cassava) is the source of this 977-nucleotide messenger RNA. RefSeq names its product temperature-induced lipocalin-1. The coding region runs from base 78 to 641 and encodes 187 amino acids. The transcript has 2 exons. Lineage: Eukaryota; Viridiplantae; Streptophyta; Magnoliopsida; Malpighiales; Euphorbiaceae. The record is from RefSeq and is a predicted model, not a curated record.
GUUUCUAAGAACAAUCUCUCAAACCCCAUUAUCAGAAAUCCUCUUUACUCACCAUUUUUUCAAACAAAAUAUUAGCAAUGGCAACAAAGAAAGAGAUGGAAGUGGUGAAGGGCGUAGACCUAAAGAGGUACAUGGGGAGGUGGUAUGAAAUAGCUUCAAUUCCAUCAUUUUUCCAGACCAAAAAUGGAGAGAACACAAGGGCUACCUACACUUUGAAUGAUGAUGGUGCCACAGUUCAUGUUCUUAAUGAGACUUGGAGUGGUGGCAAGAGAAGCUAUAUAGAAGGUACUGCCUUUAAGGCUGAUCCUAAUAGUGAUGAAGCUAAGCUUAAGGUCAAAUUUUAUGUCCCUCCAUUCUUGCCCAUCAUUCCUGUUGUUGGGGAUUACUGGAUUUUGUAUUUAGAUGAAGAUUAUACUUAUGCUUUGAUUGGUGAACCCAGAAGGAAGUAUCUUUGGAUACUUUGUAGGCAGACUUGUAUUGAUGAUGAGAUCUACGACCAGUUAGUGAAGAAAGCAAAAGAAGAAGGGUAUGAUGUGAGCAAGCUACACAAGACCCCACAAGCAAACCCACCACCAGAGGGAGAAGAGGGCCCUAAGGACACCAAAGGAAUUUGGCGGAUUAAAUCUCUUCUGGAGAAGUAGAAAAUCCAAACGAAGUAGCACAUGUCUUUGUCAUUCAUCCUGCAGCUGUGUACUAAUGUUGUUUUCUACGUGGAAGUUGAUAUUUUUUCAUGUGUGGUUCAAGUGGAGUUGCUUCCUGCUGCUGUUGUGUGUAUAUAUGUGAUAAGAAACAGCAGGGAAUCCAACAGGAGGAGGAGCAAGCUCAGCCCACCAUCUUCUGUCUAUUAUCUUAAGUCUUUGUCUUGCUUGGAUGUACAUGGUGUUAAUUUCUAGAAAGAGAUUGUGGUGUAGAGUUUUGUUAUCUUUUAAGGAUAAAUUAUCAUUAGUUAAGUGGCCAUAUUUUUGUUUAUCUCUUAA